Moneuplotes crassus is the source of this 823-nucleotide messenger RNA. NCBI's taxonomy places the organism in Eukaryota, Ciliophora, Spirotrichea, Euplotida, Euplotidae. The record is from the annotation of a GenBank genome assembly.
UAUCAUUAUAAAUUCGCGGAAAUGGAGAGUUUUACUGAAAACCCUACAAAAUCACAUGAUGAUUUAGAGAGUGUUGCCAAAAGAGUCUCAGAAUUCAGAGAAGAGGCUAAAGCCAAGUUUCUGCAGGCGUCCAAUAGCUUAAAAGUUGAUAAAAUUAAUUUAGAGAAGAAAGUCCUUGAACGGCUUAAAUAACAAGUGAAAGCAGAGGCUCGAAAAAGUUGACUACAAAUUAUUUGACAAGCUGAUAUCAGACAAACAUGAAGAAAUAGAAGCCCCUCAGACUAUAUUUCAAUCAGUUUGACAAAGAGAAUUAGACAAACUGGACUCAGAUAGUGAGAAUAUUAGUAAACUUAAGAAAGUUUAUGACAAAAAUGAGAAACUUCAGUUCAUUAGAAAAAAAUAAAUUAAAUGAACAGAUCGAGAAAAUUCGUGAGCUCAAGAAGCAAAGGUUUAUCACUCAAGUUUAUAAAUCCUUGCUUGACAAGAUGAAAGCUCAUUCUGAAUCCAAAGAAGAAUCUAGUAGAAAACUAAGUGAGUUUAGGGAGAAGUAUCUCAACAGUUUAAAUUCAAAUUUUGGUAUAUUUAAGGAUCUUGAGGAGCAAGAUUUUAUCCUUGAUGGCUCUUCAAAAGAAGCACAAGUGAGGCAAACUGCUAAUAGUGAGAUUCAGAGCAUACUAGAACAAAUGGAUGUGGCAACUUCUCUUAAUUACUCUGAAUCCCCUGAGUUUAAAAGUCCAUCUGAAGGUAUUAAUUAUUAUCUCCAAGUAUGGAAUUCUACCUACUAGCGGACUUAUUUAGAUUUUGAUAAUUAAAUAAUCACCCA